CUUUCUGUCAAUCACUGUCCUGAUUGCGCUUAUUCAUAAACCUACAGCUGGCAAUCAUAUACCAUGAUACCUUCCGGGAACCCUGCGAGCCCUGAUUCGCGGAUAGUUUUCUUCUUCGAUAUCGAUAAUUGUCUCUAUUCCCGAGCCUGCAACGUCCAAGAAGAAAUGACAAAGCUCAUCCGCCAAUUCUUCAUCACCCACCUAUCCCUUACCCCCAGCGAAGCCCGCAUCCUACACCAAAAAUACCACCGCGAGUACGGCUUCACCAUCGACGGUCUCUCGCGCCACCACAACAUCACUCCCCUCGUAUUCAACCAAGAAGUCGACGACGCCUUACCCCUAGAGAAAUUGAUUACACCAGAUCCACAACUCCGGAAACUCCUUCUAGCUAUCGACAAAACCAAAGUCAAGCUCUGGCUUUUCACGAACGCUUAUAUCACUCAUGCGAAGCGGGUUGUGAAGCUCCUCCAGGUGGAGGAUCUGUUCGAGGGCAUCACGUAUUGUGAUUAUGCUUGCCAUCCGUUGGUGGGAAAGCCGAGUAGCGAGAUGUAUGAGAAGGCGGAGAGGGAGGCGGGGGCGCUGGGGACGGAGGGGUGUUAUUUUGUGGAUGAUUCAUAUCUAAACUGCAAACAAGCCUCCGAGCGAGGCUGGAAAGCCAUCCACCUGAUCGAACCCAUGGCUCAUGCACCGCAAACGCCAGCAUCACCGUACACGAUACAGAACCUUGAAGAGCUGAGGUCGUUAUUUCCCAGCUUGUUUAAUGCUGCGCUAGGGUAGUCACCCAUACAUAGAACCCAGGAUUACUCAAUAGACUCUAUCUCCCAUUCACUCAAACCCCCGCAGACCG
Messenger RNA from Aspergillus ibericus CBS 121593, 847 nucleotides. Its product is annotated as pyrimidine 5'-nucleotidase. The transcript has 5 exons. Bases 64 to 777 code for a protein of 237 amino acids. Gene Ontology annotation, biological process: nucleotide catabolic process; pyrimidine nucleobase metabolic process. NCBI's taxonomy places the organism in Eukaryota, Fungi, Ascomycota, Eurotiomycetes, Eurotiales, Aspergillaceae. Gene Ontology annotation, molecular function: nucleotidase activity. The record is from RefSeq and is a predicted model, not a curated record.